GGUGGGAGCAGGAAACCUGCCCACCCUCAUCUCAACAUUUGGUUCGUACCCUCAUCUGCCAUCCGCAUCGAAUCCUCACUCACUCCCCUUUUGAUCUUGAUUUACACUGUAUCAUGGCACCAAAGGAACUCGCUUCUGAGACAUAUGACUACAUCAUUUGCGGUGGUGGCACGGCUGGAUGUGUUCUGGCUGGUCGAUUGGCCGAAACUGAGAACUCCACCAUCCUGAUAAUCGAAGCAGGGCCACAUCAAGAAGCCGUUCCGGCUGCAACUAUACCUGCCGCUGUUUCAAAGAUUUUGGGGACGGAAGCCGAUUGGAAUAUCCAGAGUGAGCCUUGUGAACACUUGAAUAAUCGCAAGCUCCAUCUUGCACGGGGAAAAUUCCUAGGAGGAAGCAGUGGAUGCAACGGAACGCUCAGUAUUCGUGGGGUGCCUCAAGAUUACGACGACUGGAAUGUCGCCGGCUGGAGUGGAGAGGAAAUGUUCCAUUACAUGAGAAAGGCGGAAGACUUUCGCUCCAAUGAUUGGUUUGAAGGGGCCAUCCAAGCACAUGGCAGAGACGGGCCCAUUAUCACGUCGCCACAUGAGCCGGCGCCUAUCUCGGAGCGGAUGCUUCAGUCUUUCCAGUCGAAGGGCUUUCUCCUGCUACCCGACAUGUUCACAACUGGCGAAAGCGCAGUUGGAUGCGGACAUGCCGUGCGUACAGUUUACAAGGGCGUCCGCAGUACGCCUGUUGAAUUUCUGAGCCGUCAAAAAGGCGGGACAAGCAAUGUUACCAUCAAGACAGGAAUUUUCGUUGACAAGAUACUCGCUCACAAUGUCGACGGAAAACUCCGUGCUUCCGCAGUAAUAGUAGAGGGAGAAGACAUGUCUAAGAUGACUUUUGUGGCUCGUCGGGAGAUCAUUCUUGCUGCAGGCACGUAUGGCAGUCCGGCAAUUCUGCUACGUUCUGGCAUUGGCCCCGCCAAAGAAGUCGCCGAGUUAGGUGUUGAGCCUCUGCUGGACCUCCCCGGAGUGGGGAAGAAUCUCAUGGACCAUUUAGUCUUGCUCAACUUCUAUGAGGUGAGCGAGCCAGGGUUGACUCACGACCACCUAAUCUGGCAUACUGGAGGGCGUGAGAAGUCCAUGCAAGCAUACAAGGAAUCGCGAACGGGGUUCUUCUCACAAUUCCCCUUUGGAGCAUUCGCAUUCACUCGUCUCGACGAUCGCUUGAAGAACAGCCCCCUGUGGACAACCACCAAAACCGACGACGAAAGAGAUGCCAUGGGAACAUUGCCAUGCCAGCCUCACGUCGAAUUCUGGAACACGGAGUGUUACUCGCCAAAGUACAUGUUCAAGGACUUCCCGCCAGAUGGCAAGUACGCGUUCGCCAUGGCGACGAUGUUUUUCCACGCCAGAUCGCGCGGGGAGGUGACGCUGCGGUCCUUUGAUCCGAGGGAGAAUCCCAGGGUCCAACAUAACUAUUUGCAGGACCCGCUGGAUAUGUUGGUGUUCAGCGAGGCGUGCCAACUCGCGAAUGAGAUUGCCUUGGAAGGAAUGGGUACGAAAGAUGUUAUUGCUGGGUCGUGGCCCGUUGGGCAAGGACAUGACAAAUUCACGAGGAGAGAGCAAUGGGAGGAGGCGAUAAGGGAGCGUGCCGACACUUGUUACCAUCCCGCCGGAACCUGCAAGAUGGGCCGUCGAGAAGAUGAGAUGGCCGUCGUCGAUGCGGAAUUGUGUGUCCAUGGCGUGGAAGGUUUGCGGGUGGUGGAUGCCAGCAUCAUGCCGCUUUUGAUGAGUGGGCAUCCUCAGAUGCCGGUCAUGGCGAUCGCGGAGAAGGCUGCGGAUCUGAUCAAGGCGCGGUGGGCCCUCGCGGCAUAGUCAUAUAAGUGUUGAGCUUAUUAAAGCUUCUUUUGUAGUCCCUUAGUGUCAGGUUCGCAAGUUUGUCCUGCGCAUACUGCCGAUUGGAUGAUGGAGAACCAUCACAUCCGCC
This is a messenger RNA of Westerdykella ornata, 1971 nucleotides long. RefSeq names its product alcohol oxidase. Bases 114 to 1859 code for a protein of 581 amino acids. NCBI's taxonomy places the organism in Eukaryota, Fungi, Ascomycota, Dothideomycetes, Pleosporales, Sporormiaceae. The transcript has 7 exons. Gene Ontology annotation, molecular function: oxidoreductase activity, acting on CH-OH group of donors; flavin adenine dinucleotide binding. The record is from RefSeq and is a predicted model, not a curated record.